This is a messenger RNA of Onthophagus taurus, 4244 nucleotides long. It is a transcript of the gene Pi3K21B, whose product is annotated as phosphatidylinositol 3-kinase regulatory subunit alpha. Gene Ontology annotation, biological process: signal transduction; regulation of GTPase activity. The record is from RefSeq and is a predicted model, not a curated record. Lineage: Eukaryota; Metazoa; Arthropoda; Insecta; Coleoptera; Scarabaeidae. Gene Ontology annotation, molecular function: protein binding; GTPase activator activity.
UUAGUUGAGUUGAAAACCGUUGGGCGUUUUGAGAACUAAAAAUCUCAACAAUGAUAAGAUCCGGAACGGUAGAGGAUCGCGAUCGAAGAUAAAUGGUCCGUUAAAGUGUUACGUUUAAGAUAAAAAUUUAGUUUUCGUAGAGUUAGUUCGGCAAAGAUGAAUCGAAAUACUUCCGUUUAUAACAGAUAGUUAGCGCUAGAUACAACCGCCAUUGUUGUAUAGUUGAUAGGUAAAGAACGGGUAGGUUUUAAAGUGAAAAAAAGUUGUGUGCGUUGGGUUUUUGUUAAGUUUUGGUGAAUAAAGUUUUAUACAAAUCGAUCUUGGUAAGCGUUUUGAAAAUGGAGUACGUCGAAAGUAGGUAAUGGGCCCCCCAGGAUCAAUGUGGACCCACAGGAUUGAUGUUCAUCAUGUAAUUCGUGUGAAAUGGACGUGACCAUGUAAAGACAACAGAGAUUAGUGAGGGAGAUGUUCAUUUCAAUCGAACCGGAAUGGGAACCGUGUACCGGAUGCGUCCAACCCUAUGAAGUAAUGCUUAAGUGGUGUCUCCUAGGCAAAGAACUUGCACUCAAGCCUUUCUGCUAUGGGGGAUUAUGCGCUCUACAAGGUUCUCCACACUUACGCCCCGGCCAAUGAAGAGAACGUCCUCCAUGUACUAAGAGAUGAUGUCUUGGAAAUUCCAAUACAAUCACCAAUUACCAAAACUAAAAAUCCCAAUAGAUCUAAAUUAUAUGCUUAUAAUAGACGUACGGGCCAACAAGGAUACGUUCCAGUGGCUAUAGUUAAACUGUUGGGUUCAGAGGUAAACAACACCAUUCACCAUCCUUCUGCUAUAGGAGUGGAAGCUGGUACUGAAGUACAAAAAUUGAUGCAGGAAGACACACAACGUGUUGACGUGCAUCGUCUCAAAGAAUUUUACACUGCCACACCUAUUUUAUGUGCUCACUGUAAUGAUUAUAUAUGGGGUAUAGGAGUAGUUGGAGAAGAGUGUUUAGAUUGCCACAAUUGCUUCCAUAAGGUCUGCUCGAGGUUCUCCUCCGAGCGUUCUUGCCAAAACGUCUCCGACCCCCUCCCCCGGCAGACGCUGGACUCUGAGAAGCCGAUUUCCGAAUGGACCUCACUGCACGUAGCAGAAUGGAUGGCCGCGUUAAAUUUUUACUCCUACACUGACGUCUUUCGGUGUAAGGAUAUUAAGGGGAUCGAUUUAAUUCACCUCGAUGAAGACAAACUGAUGAAUAUGGGUAUCAAAGACGAGUUUCAUCAAAAAGCGAUUCUGUCCUGCAUAGAAGAAUUAAAAACGAAACAAACGUCCAAUACGCCGACGUCGCCGGAGAUCAAAGGGGAAGACGAGCUGGUCUCGCAACACCUGGGGCUUGCUCAGCAUAGUUUUAGCACAUUGGAAAAGUGUACGAAAUGCCAGAAGUAUCUGCGAGGGCUCCUGCAUCAGGGGUUCUUUUGUCAAGACUGCGGUUUGAUAGCUCAUCGCACGUGUGCGGCAAAUGGAUUACCUGGAUGUGUAUCCAUUGGAGAAAAAGUACCCAUCGUAUCAUCAGUGUUUGGCAGAAGCCUUUGUUCUAUGUUUAACGUUUCCGAAGCUCCAGCUCCGGCCAUUGUGAUGAUCUGCACGCAAGAAUUGGAAGCUAAAGCGAAAGAAAACGGAAGUCUGGAGCUUUACAAUCUUUACGCGUCGACGGCACCCCCGGAGUUCAAUGAUGUUUGCAAAAACCUUGGCGAUUACAACGCGGAACACUCCAUGCAGGAUUACUCCGCUAUGUGCGUCGCUAGUAUACUCAAAAAGUUUCUUAGAGAACUUCCCGACCCUAUUAUACCAGUUCAAUGGUACGACUUAUUCUUGGAUGCAGCAGCAAGAAUAAAAAAUGAUGAUCAAUGUGAGUCAAUGUUAAACCAACUAAUACAACAAAUACCGGAACAUCAUAGGAGUACCCUUAAAUUUGUCAUGGCGCAUCUAUGUAGAAUGUGUCGGAUGGAAUACGCUCGCGGCAACCGAAACCCCCCAACAGUGCUCGUCCAAGUAAUGUGCCAUAUAUUAUUACGGCCACCUUGGGAGCAUAUCAUCCAGGUGGUAUACAAUACUCACCAUCAUAAUAGAAUAGUGGAAUUACUCUUAAUGAGAUGCGAUUGGGGGGAAAAAUUACCAGAAUUUGCGUCAGCACCGGCGAUACCACCCAGAAAAUCAUCCCACAUAGGUCCCCCUACAGCCAUUAACAAAGAUAAACCACCUCCUAAUCCAAAUUCGACAAGUUUGCAAGACGCGGAAUGGUAUUGGGGUGAUAUUACUCGAGAAGAAGUGAACGAAAAGCUUAGUGAUAAGGUGGAUGGAACGUUUCUUGUAAGAGACGCGUCAAGUAAAUGCGGAGAAUAUACUUUAACAUUACGUAAAGGUGGUGCCAAUAAAUUGAUUAAGAUCUGCCACUCCAACGGAAAAUAUGGUUUUUCCGAACCAUAUCAAUAUCUAUCGGUCGUGGAUUUAAUUAACCAUUUUAAAACUGUCUCACUCUCGCAAUAUAAUUCAUCGUUAGAUAUCAAAUUAUUGUACCCCGUUUCGAAAUACAAUCAAGAGGAAGAGAUGAACAACAAUGAGGAUAUCGAAAGACUUAUAGAACAUUUCGUUGAUAUUAAUCGUCGAUUAAAAGAAAAGAAUUGUCUAGUCGAGCGAUACAAAACUGAUUUUAAUAAGAGUUUGCAGGAGGUGCACAGUAAACGGCAAGCACUCACCGCGCUCAAAGAACUCGUCACCGUUUUUAACGAACAAGUUGUCACUCACAAAAUAUUCAAAAAGGAAGCGCAACCGCACGAGGUUGCCAAGCUCAAUGAGAACAACGACAUUCUCAGCUGCCGUAUGAAAAUGAUGGAGGAGAGUUGUGAACAAUUAGACGAAAAUCUCAGGCAACGCGAAGACUAUAAUAGAUCUCUUGAACGAGAGAUCGUUUAUUUAAAGCCGAAAGUUCGUGAACUUGUUAAAGAAAGGGACAAAUAUCAUAGACUUUUGCUCAGACGUGGAAUGAAACAAACUAGGAUAUCACAAUUAAUGCAAGAUCCGGAGAGUAGUUCUGUGAUAGAUUCGGUGGAUGACUGCGACGUGGAAACGUUGCCGCAUAACGAGGAAAAGUCAUGGUUCCUGGUGAACUGCGUGCGAUGUGAUGCGGAGCGGUUGUUGGCGGGAAAAGCGGAUGGAACGUUUUUAGUGCGAAAGUCGAGCACUCACCAGUACGCUUUAUCGAUAGCGUGCAACGGCGUCGUGAAUCACUGCAUAAUAUUGGAAACAUCGAAGGGUUACGGAUUUUCGGAACCGUAUAUAAUAUACGAUUCGCUCAAGUCGCUGGUGCUGCACUACGCGCAAAACUCCCUCGAGAUCCAUAACGAUUCUCUCAACACGACGCUUAAAUACCCGAUAAACGCGUACGCUGUCAAGUGAUAUAUAUCUAUUAUAAGUUGCUGUGAAGUACUUUUAUUCCCAUCAAGUUUUCUCGUGUAUGUGAUUUUAUUUUAAUGAAUAAUUAAUUAUAUAUUUAUAGGCGCGUGUACGUAUAUAUAGACGUACAAUUUUUGGGGUACGUUUGUGUAUUCGUACGCGGGUGCGCGAGGAGGUUUAACGCAAAUUAUACGUGUAUAGAGGGGACUUUCCGAUAAACACCAUGUUUAAAAUGACUGUGAUAAGUGUACUAAAGAAGAGGAUUUUUUUACAUAUUACAAAAAAUAAUUAUAUAACUUCCCCCCAUCGGGAGAGCAAUGUAAUCGCGAAUAUUACGUAAUAGUGAGACUAUGUGCGGAUACGAGUCAUUACCAAGUUACAACGCUUUGCGCCACGCACGUAACCUGUUUCGAAGCCAUGUUCGUUUUAUCCGAGAGCUCUACAGUUUACGUUUCUUCUAGUUACGUGUACUUAAACCGUUAUUUGACGCGCGCGGUAACUUGGUCUUCUGUUUUAUUUUUAUUUUUUUCUAUUUUUUAAUUAACAAUUCUCGCACAUGUUGUAUUCUCGUUACUUAACGACCCCGUCAACUUAACGUUUACUUUAUAUAGUCGGUACCCAUCGAGUCCGCUCCGUUUUAUUUUUUUACAUUUCACUCUCGAAAAAAUAAAUUCAUUCUAUUCGAGGCGAACACGACGACUAGCAACUAUCAGUUUAUUAAGAGUAACAAAAAUACAAAAGUUAACGUUUUCUCUUUAUCUUUUGCACGUUUAUAUUUUUCAUGUGAACUGAAUGCAAUAAACAUUGAAAACAA